Messenger RNA from Andrographis paniculata, 3554 nucleotides. Its product is annotated as phototropin-2. The record is from RefSeq and is a predicted model, not a curated record. The transcript has 24 exons. Lineage: Eukaryota; Viridiplantae; Streptophyta; Magnoliopsida; Lamiales; Acanthaceae. Gene Ontology annotation, cellular component: plasma membrane; cytoplasm; nucleus. The coding region runs from base 368 to 3181 and encodes 937 amino acids. Gene Ontology annotation, molecular function: ATP binding; protein serine/threonine kinase activity. Gene Ontology annotation, biological process: protein phosphorylation.
CUUGCGUUGUUCUGCCUCUCUGCGAUGGCCACGUAUAUUUGGACUGUAUGCUCCAAAAUACCCUAUUUAUUCUGUGAACCCUGUGCUCCCACUUAUCUUUUCCCUCUGCACAUUCAUCGCAGCACUCGCAUGCAUACUUCGCUGCUCCGCCACUCCCAGGUACACUUGGUUGUUUUCUAAUUGGAGCAGAUGAAGAGGAGGAUGCUUAUGUAGUGGUGAUUUCUAGGGGGUUGUUUUUUGAUGGUGAUAAAGGAAACUUGGUAAUAGAUUCGAUGCGUGGGUGAGGCUUUCGGUUGAUGGUUUUGAAUCGUCUGUUGCAGUGCCUGCUGUUGCGAAGAACGAGGGAGAAGAGCAGCGAGUACUUCAAAUGCAAGGGGAACACUCUGGGGAUCUGACGGGAAAUAAGUGGAUGGCAUUUGAGAUUGAGAAUGAGCCUAGCAGAUUGCAGACAAUGUCUUCUGACAAUGGAAGUGCAGACUUAGAUGGAGAUUCAAAGGGAGCACGAGCUGAAAAGAGCACAGAAAGGGGAGUUCCGGUGGAGGUUAAAAUAGCUCAGAGAACUGCCGAAUGGGGGCUUAUGGUUAGGACAGAUGUAAGUGAUGGUAGUUUUCUUGCUGUUGGUACAAGCUCGAGUAAUCCAUUAGGAGAUGUAGAUAAAAGAACGAAUUCUAUGGAAAGACAUGGAGCUGGAUCAACAAGGUCAUCAGAGGAAUCAAAUAUUGGUAAUGAGUUUCCGCGGGUGUCUCAAGAGAUAAAGGAAGCUUUGGCAACACUUCAGCAGACAUUUGUGGUUUCUGAUGCAACAAAGCCGGAUUGCCCUAUUGUCUAUGCUAGCAGUGGCUUUUUCACAAUGACAGGCUAUUCCUCGAAUGAGAUUAUUGGAAAGAAUUGCCGUUUUCUACAAGGCUCCGAAACAGACCAAAACGAGGUAGCCAAAAUAAGGGAUGCAAUAAAAACAGGACGAAGCUAUUGUGGAAGGCUUCUGAACUACAAGAAAGAUGGCACUCCUUUCUGGAAUCUACUGACAGUAACUCCAAUCAAAGAUGAUAAAGGAAGAACUAUAAAAUUUAUUGGAAUGCAGGUUGAAGUCAGCAAAUACACGGAGGGGAUGAAUGAUAAAGCACUGAGGCCCAAUGGAUUACCAAAGUCACUAAUUCGAUAUGAUUCUCGCCAAAAGGUAGAAGCUUUAGGAUCCAUCAUAGAGGUGAUACAGACCCUUAAGAAUCCAAAGUCUCACAUGCGGUCUAGGAGCCAUGACAUUGGCUCCAGGACUGAACUUGAGAAGUCAAGCAUAGAUCAAGUGCUCCCUGGACCAUCUGAAAUGGUAUAUAAAGGUACACCUCGACGACAGACCUCUGUAAGAGAUCCAAAGAGUAACUUACCUAGUCCUGUCCCUCGUCAAGACACAAGCAAUAAGUCUAGAAAAUCUACCCGUCUUUCAUUAAUGGGGUUCAAGCGGCGGUCUACACACAGUGCAGAAGAAGAUGAGCAAGUUAUUGAGCCUGAGAUCUUAAUGACAAGAGAUGUAGAACGGACAGACAGUUGGGAACGUGCAGAUAGAGAAAGGGAUAUACGCCAAGGGAUUGACUUGGCUACAACAUUAGAACGCAUUGAAAAGAAUUUUGUGAUAACCGAUCCCAGACUUCCUGAUAAUCCUAUUAUAUUUGCAUCUGAUAGCUUUCUUGAGCUUACCGAGUACACCCGUGAAGAAAUUUUGGGACGGAAUUGCAGGUUUCUUCAGGGACCAGAAACUGAUCAAGCAACUGUUGGAAAGAUAAGGGAUGCUAUCAGGAACCAAAAGGAAAUUACUGUUCAGUUGAUUAAUUAUACAAAAAGUGGGAAGAAAUUUUGGAAUUUAUUUCACUUGCAACCUAUGCGUGAUCAGACGGGUGAACUCCAAUAUUUCAUAGGCGUCCAGCUUGAUGGAAGUGAUCAUAUGGAACCGUUGAGGAACCGUCUCUCAGAAAGAACAGAACAACAGAGUGCUGUGUUGGUCAAAGCUACAGCAGAAAAUGUCGAUGAAGCUGUUCGAGAACUUCCUGAUGCCAACUUGAGGCCAGAGGACCUGUGGUCUAUGCAUUCUCAACCUGUAUUCCCGAAACCUCAUAAAAGGGAUAGCGCUACAUGGGCAGCAAUAAGAAAGAUAACUGAAACUGGUGAAAAGAUCGGCUUGAAUCACUUCAAACCCAUACGACCAUUGGGAUGUGGAGAUACUGGAAGUGUUCAUUUGGUGGAACUAAAAGGCAGCGGUCAGUUGUUUGCAAUGAAGGCAAUGGAUAAAUCCAUGAUGCUGAAUCGUAACAAGGUCCAUCGAGCUUGUGUUGAAAGAGAAAUUAUUUCACUCCUGGAUCACCCUUUUCUUCCAACGCUGUACACAUCUUUUCAGACACCCACACAUGUUUGCUUAAUAACAGAUUUUUGUCCCGGGGGAGAGUUAUUUGCAUUGCUUGACAAACAGCCCUUGAAAAUGUUUAAAGAGGACUCGGCCAGGUUUUAUGCAGCAGAGGUUGUCAUUGGCUUGGAAUAUCUUCAUUGUUUAGGAAUAAUUUAUCGUGACUUGAAGCCUGAAAAUAUUUUACUUCAGAAGGAUGGGCAUAUUGUGUUAACAGAUUUCGAUCUCUCAUUUAAGACAGCUUGCAAACCUCAAGUUAUAAAGCAUCCCCCACCUAAAAGCAGACGGUCCAGGAGCCAGCCGCCUCCAAUUUUCUUGGCAGAACCAAAUACUCAAUCAAAUUCGUUCGUUGGAACUGAAGAAUAUAUUGCCCCGGAAAUUAUCACUGGUGAAGGUCAUAGCAGUGCUAUUGACUGGUGGGCACUUGGUAUCCUGCUCUAUGAGAUGCUUUAUGGACGCAGUCCUUUCAGAGGAAAGAACCGGCAAAAAACCUUUGCCAAUAUCUUGCAUAAAGACCUCACCUUCCCGAGUAGCAUCCCGGUAACACUGCCAGCAAGACAGCUAAUCCAUGCUCUGUUAAAUCGAGAUCCAGCCAGCCGCUUAGGUUCGAAUGGUGGAGCAAAUGAGAUCAAGCAUCACCCGUUCUUCCGAGAAAUCAAUUGGCCCCUCAUUCGCUGCAUGAGCCCUCCGCCAUUGGAUGCACCUCUUCAGCUAAUCGGAAAAGAAUCAGUCGCAGGAGACGCCGGCUGGACAGAAGAUGUUCUCGCUCAACCAAUGGAAUUAUUUUAGAGGGCUAUUUGUCGUCAUUACAUUCGAAUUAGCAAUUGGUACACACAAGUUGCUCAUAAUCCGUCAUCAGGUUUCUCUCUAAACCCGGCCCUCGUGCAUAUAUAUGUAUGUAUAUGUCCUUAGUCAGCAUUUUUGUUGUCUUGAAUACGAAAGGAGUCGAGGUACUGUGUCGAUUAUGUUAUGUUGACGACGGCCAUGUAAUUAUGUUUGUAUGUAUGUAUGUACACAUAGCAGCACUCUUUAGCUAUACGCAUCGAUUGAUUCGAUACUGCCUGCUACUACGAAGUGAAACACUUUGGUGUUUUAUAAUUAUGUAUUUAAGCUUGUAAUAUAAAUAUCUGUUCAAUAAGCAUACAAACUAUUUGCUUGCCAA